AUGUGUCACCACGUUGCUCCUAAAUGUAUCCCACUCUCCCUCUCCUUUUAUGGGCUUCACCACAGCCCGAAGGUGUGGCCGAAACCAGAGGUGUUUGGCCCAUCCCGGUUUGCACCAGGUUCUACUCAACACAGCCGUGCUUUCCUGCCCUUCUCAGGGGGAUCCAGGAACUGCAUCGGGAAGCAGUUUGCCAUGAAUGAGAUGAAGGUGGCCGUGGCCCUGACCUUGCUUCGUUUUGAGCUGGCACUGGAUCCCUCCAGGGUCCCUGUUCCCAUUCCAAGAGUUGUGUUGAAGCCCCAGAAUGGGAUCCACUUGCAGCUCAGGAAGCUCUUGUAAUGAUUGCUGGAGACAAGGACGAGCUCUGAGGGCCCCUGCCUGCCAUCCUGCCUUGCUGUCACUCUCUCCCAUCCUUGCCUCUGUGCCCACUUCCUGCUUCUGUCUGCCCACCUGCCAGCCUACCUCAUCUCCUGCCUCCUGCCCA
Molecule: messenger RNA, 481 nt
Organism: Delphinapterus leucas (beluga whale)
Lineage: Eukaryota; Metazoa; Chordata; Mammalia; Artiodactyla; Monodontidae
Source: RefSeq, a predicted model, not a curated record